Messenger RNA from Sapajus apella (tufted capuchin), 2965 nucleotides. It is a transcript of the gene TWF1, whose product is annotated as twinfilin actin binding protein 1. Gene Ontology annotation, cellular component: cytoplasm; myofibril; actin filament. NCBI's taxonomy places the organism in Eukaryota, Metazoa, Chordata, Mammalia, Primates, Cebidae. Gene Ontology annotation, biological process: positive regulation of neuron projection development; regulation of lamellipodium assembly; barbed-end actin filament capping. Bases 9 to 1184 code for a protein of 391 amino acids. The record is from RefSeq and is a predicted model, not a curated record. Gene Ontology annotation, molecular function: actin monomer binding; actin filament binding. The transcript is spliced from 10 exons.
GCGGUCGGAUGACGCGCCGGGGCGGGCGGAGGAGCAGCCACUUCCUGGAGCUGCCGGCCGGGGCUGUUCGCUGCACUCAGCGCCGGAGCCGGGAGCCAGCUGCCGCCGCCAUGUCCCACCAGACCGGCAUCCAAGCAAGUGAAGAUGUUAAAGAGAUCUUUGCCAGAGCCAGAAAUGGAAAGUACAGACUUCUGAAAAUAUCUAUUGAAAAUGAGCAACUUGUGAUUGGAUCAUAUAGUCAGCCUUCAGAUUCCUGGGAUAAGGAUUAUGAUUCCUUUGUUUUACCCCUGUUGGAAGACAAACAACCGUGCUAUAUAUUAUUCAGGUUAGAUUCUCAGAAUGCCCAGGGCUAUGAAUGGAUAUUCAUUGCAUGGUCUCCAGAUCAUUCUCAUGUUCGUCAAAAAAUGUUGUAUGCAGCAACAAGAGCAACUCUGAAAAAGGAAUUUGGAGGUGGCCACAUUAAAGAUGAAGUAUUUGGAACAGUAAAGGAAGAUGUAUCAUUGCAUGGAUAUAAAAAAUAUUUGCUGUCACAAUCUUCCCCUGCCCCACUGACUGCAGCUGAGGAAGAAUUACGACAGAUUAAAAUCAAUGAGAACCCAGAGGAUCAUAUUGGGGUACAGACUGACGUGGGUGUGGACACAAAGCAUCAAACACUACAAGGAGUAGCAUUUCCUAUUUCUCGAGAAGCCUUUCAGGCUUUGGAAAAGUUGAAUAACAGACAGCUCAACUAUGUGCAGUUGGAAAUAGACAUAAAAAAUGAAAUUAUAAUUUUGGCCAACACAACAAAUACAGAACUAAAAGAUUUGCCAAAGAGGAUUCCCAAGGAUUCAGCUCGUUACCAUUUCUUUCUAUAUAAACAUUCCCAUGAAGGAGACUAUUUAGAGUCCAUAGUUUUUAUUUAUUCAAUGCCCGGAUACACAUGCAGUAUAAGAGAACGGAUGCUGUAUUCGAGCUGCAAGAGCCCCCUGCUGGAAAUUGUAGAAAGACAACUACAAAUGGAUGUAAUUAGAAAGAUCGAGAUAGACAAUGGGGAUGAGUUAACUGCAGACUUCCUUUAUGAAGAAGUACAUCCCAAGCAGCAUGCACACAAGCAAAGUUUUGCAAAACCAAAAGGUCCUGCAGGAAAAAGAGGAAUUCGUAGACUGAUUAGGGGCCCAGCAGAAACUGAAGCUACUACUGAUUAAGGUCAUCACAUUAAACAUUGCAAUACUAGUUUUUUAAAAGUCCAGCUUUUAGUACAGGAGAACUGAAAUCAUUCCAUGUUGAUAUAUAGUAGGGAAAAAAUUGUACUUUUUGGAAAAUAGCACUUUUCACUUCUGUGUGUUUUUAAAAUUAAUGUUAUAGAAGACUCAUGAUUUCUAUUUUUGAGUUAAAGCUAGAAAAGGGGUUCAACAUAAUGUUUAAUUUUGUCACACUGUUUUCAUAGUGUUGAUUCCACACUUUCACAUACUUCUUAAAAUUUUAUACAGCUGGGCCAGUUCUAGACAGUCUGAUGUCUUGAAGGAUAAACUUAGUACUUUCUUGUGAGACAGAAAGACCUUAAAAUACUCAUAUUACUUUAGUGUGCCUCGGAAAAGGCCAGAAGUUGCUUACUCUGAGUAGCUGUGCUAACUCUUGUCAGACUGUAGGAUCAUGUCUGCAACUUUUAGAAAUAGUGCUUUAUAUUGCAGCAGCCUUUUAUAUUUGACAUUUUUUUAAUAGCAUUAACAUUGCAGAUCAGCUCACUCUGAAACUUUAAGGGUACCAGAUAUUUUCUAUACUACAGGAUUUCUGAUGACAUUGAAGGACUAAACAGCCUUAGUAAAUUAUCUUUCUAAUGCUCUGUAUGGCCAAACCUUUAUGUUCAGAUUGAAAUUUAAAUUAAUAUCAUUCAAAAGGAAAAAAAUGUUGAGUUUUUAUAGGCAAAUUGUGUUCUUUAUUACUUCUGAGCAAAUACUCAGAUUUAAAAUUAAAGUCCCAGUACUUAACAGGCUAACACAGAUAAACACCUUAAUAAUCUCCUUUCAAUUAAUACUGUAUUUCAAAACAUGUUUAACUGUUUUCUAAUGCUUUGCAUUUUCAGUUAAAACCUAGAUAGAUUUUGAGCCUCGUAUUUCUCUGAUACUUGAAAUAGAGGGAUCAAGAACACUUCACGGUUAAUCUGUUAAACCUGCUGCAAGAGCCAUAACUUUGAGGCAUUUUCUAAAUGAACUGUGGGGAUCCAGGAUUUGUAAUUUCUUGAUCUAAACUUUAUGCUGCGUAAAUCAAAUAUCAGAAAUGCACAUUUCAUAGUGUGAAGCACUCAUUUCUAAACCUUAUUAUCUAAGGUAAUAUAUGCACCUUUCAGAAAUUUGUGUUCAAGUAAGUAAAGCAUAUUAGAAUAAUUAUGGGUUGACAGAUUUUUAAAAUAGAAUUUAGAGUAUUUGUGUGGGGUUUUGUUUGUUUACAAAUAAUCAGACUAUAAUAUUUAAACAUGCAAAGGAACUGACAAUAAUGUUGCACUUGUUUACUAAAGAUGUAAGUUGUUCCAUGGGUGCACAUGUAGACUGACACACAGACACCCAAAUUAUUGCAUUAAGAAUCCUGGAGCUGUGUUGCAGACCAUAGCUAAAGCUGUUAUUUUCAGUCAGGAAGACUACCUGUCAUGAAGGUAUAAAAUAAUUUAGAAGUGAAUGUUUUUUCUGUACCAUCUAUGUGCAAUUAUACUCUAAAUUCUACACUACAUUAAAGUAAAUGGACAUUCCAGAAUAUAGAUGUGAUUAUAGUCUUAAACUAAUUAUUAUUAAACCAAUGAUUGCUGAAAAUCAGUGAUGCAUUUGUUAUAGAGUAUAACUCAUUGUUUACAGUAUGUUUUAGGUGGCAUUAUCAUAACUAGAUGGUGAAUAACAUAUUCCCAAUAAAUUUAUAUAGCAGUGAAGAAUUACAUGCCUUCUGGUGGACAUUUUAUAAGUGCAUUUUAUAUCACAAUAAAAUUUUUUCUCUUUAA